Molecule: messenger RNA, 885 nt
Organism: Hibiscus syriacus
Lineage: Eukaryota; Viridiplantae; Streptophyta; Magnoliopsida; Malvales; Malvaceae
Product: glycine-rich cell wall structural protein 1-like
Exons: 1
Coding region: 1-885 (294 amino acids)
Source: RefSeq, a predicted model, not a curated record
AUGGGCUCUUUUAAUUGUUUCGUUGUGCUUGUCGUCUUGCAUGUUCUGAAUGGCCAUGCAAUCUCUCAAAAUGUAGGAAAUAGGAGGUCUUUAACAUUAAUUGGAGGUGGAGCUGGAGCUGGUUUUGGAGGUGGAGCUAGUUUUGGAGGUGGAGUUGGAGGACGCGGAGGGAUUGGUGGAAGUUGUGGUGGAGGUCUAGUUGGUGGCGCAAGUGGGCAAGGGGGAGCUGGUGGAUCAGGAUCUGCCGGUGCCGGUGUUGGCGGAGGUGGAGGUGUUGCUGGUGGGGCAAGAUGGCAAGGUGGAGGUGGUGUAAGUAGCGGUAUUGGUGGAUCAGGAGCUACCGGUACUAGUGUUGGUGGAGGUGUUGCUGGUGGGGCAAAAGGACAUGGUGGAGGUAGUGCAAGUGGUGGUGUUGGUGGAUCAGGAGUUGCAGGUUCUGGUGCUAGUUUUGGUGUAGCUGGUGGGGCAAGAGGAGAAGGUGGGGGUGGUGCGAGUGCCCGUGCUGGUGCUGAUGGAAAUGUUAAGGUUGGCGGUGGAGUUAGUGGAGGUGUAACUGGUGGGGCAACAGGGCAGGGUGGAGGUGGUGCCACCGGUGGUGCUGGUGGAUCAGGAGUUGCCAAUGCUGGUGCAGAUGGAGGCGGCAAGGUUGGUGGAGGUGUUGCUAGUGGGGUAGGAUGGCAAGGUGGAGGUGGUGCAAGUAGCCGUGUUGGUGGAUCAGGUGCUGCUAAUGCGGGUGCUGGUGGAGGUGUUGCUGGUGGGGCAGGAGGACAAGGUGGAGGUGGUGCGAGUGGCGGUGUUGGCUUUGGUGGAGGUGCUCACUUUGGGAUUAGAGGAGGAUUUGGUGGAGGAGGAGGUGUAGGAGGCGGAGUUGGGGGAGGUUAUUGA